This is a messenger RNA of Cuscuta epithymum, 1855 nucleotides long. Lineage: Eukaryota; Viridiplantae; Streptophyta; Magnoliopsida; Solanales; Convolvulaceae. The record is from the annotation of a GenBank genome assembly.
GUAGGUGAGUUGAAAGGGCAAAGCAUACAUACAUACAUACUCCAAUAAAUACCUCCUCCCUUAGCUUUUCAUCCAUCACUAGCAACCAUCCGCCCGAAGGAGUAAUAUAUAAUUAACUCUCUCUGCCUGCGAUCAUCGAUCAUCAUGCCGUUGGUUCCGGGGCAAGUGGUAUGCGUUACCGGCGCCGGGGGCUUCAUCGCCUCCUGGCUCGUCAAACUCCUACUCCAAAAAGGCUACACUGUGAGAGGAACGGUUAGAAACCCAGAGGAUGAGAAGAAUCGGCAUCUGAAGGAGUUGGAGGGUGCAAAUGAGAGAUUAAGUCUGAUCAGAGCGGACCUUCUCCAUUAUCAGAGCUUGCGUGAAGCCAUCGACGGUUGUGAUGGCGUUUUCCACACUGCUUCACCCGUCACUGAUGAUCCCGAGGAAAUGGUGGAGCCGGCGGUGAUAGGGACGAAGAACGUGAUAACGGCAGCGGCGGAGGGUGGCGUGGGGCGGGUGGUGUUCACAUCCUCAAUCGGCGCGGUGUACAUGGAUCCGAAUAGAGAUCCGGACACGGUUGUGGAUGAGAGCUGUUGGAGUGAUCUGGAGUUUUGCAAGAACACCAAGAAUUGGUACUGCUACGGGAAGGCGGUAGCGGAGAAGACGGCGUGGGAGGAGGCGAGGAGGAAAGGAGUGGACAUAGUGGUGAUCAACCCGGUGCUGGUGUUAGGGCCGUUGCUGCAGCCCACUGUGAAUGCCAGUGUGCAUCACAUCCUCAAGUACUUGACAGGCUCCGCUAAAACUUACGCCAACUCCGUCCAAGCUUAUGUGCACGUCAAGGAUGUUGCCCUCGCCCACAUUCUCCUCUACGAAACCCCCGCCGCCUCUGGCGGUCGCUACCUCUGCGCCGAGAGCGUUCUCCACCGUGCCGACCUUGUCGACAUUCUGGCCAAGUUCUUCCCGGAAUACCCUAUCCCCACCAGGUGUUCUGAUGAAACAAAACCGAGAGCAAAACCGUACAAAUUCUCUAACCAGAAGCUAAAGGACUUGGGGUUGGAGUUCACGCCAGUUAAACAAUGCCUAUAUGAGACUGUGAAGAGCCUCCAAGAGAAAGGUCAUCUUCCCAUACCACCCAUCCCAAAAUGAUCAUAUCCCAAUUGGUUCAAGAUCAAAAUAUGAUAUGGAAUUCAGCAGUCAAUAAGUAUUUCGAUGAUAGAAUUAUUGUAUUGUAUAUUGUAUUGUCUUCAAAUGUUGUAGUGUCCGACUAGGGUAUUAUACUUUGGUACGGAUAAAUGAGUAGAAUUUUUUGUCUUUUGAAUAUGCAUUUCAUCUCAAAACAAUGAUAUUUAUAAUUUACAAAUAAUGUAUAACUCAAAAAAACAUUGUGAUACAAUUCUUAAUCGCUCUUUGAUACGAGCACAUAUAUCUUGCAGUCGGGUAUUUUUGUAAUAUCUUACAAGUUUAAGUUCAAGUCUGUUUGUUGAAUUCUCACACCGAAUAUAUGUGAAGGCAUUAAUGUAUGAUAACUAUGGGAAUGUUAGAUUACUGGGUAUGUUAGAUAGAUGGGAAUGUGAUUAAUGUAUAGCCUAUUUGUGUUUGGUUACGAUUAAGGAAUGUCACAUUAAGUUGUUUGGUUGAAUGAUAUCUUUUAUUGCAUAUUUGGUGAAUUACUUGAAUGUCAUUUAUAUAUUUGUCUCUUAACACAUUAAACUUAUCAAUUAUUAGAAAAUGUAUUUCAUGUUUUAAUUUUUUUUUCUCAAUUUUCAAUUGUAGUUCAUGUUUCAAAUAAAUAUACUUUAAGUUUUUAUAUGUAGCACUUCUUGAAUUAAUUUUUAGACAUGAAUUAGAAAAAUGUACCCGGCCCGACCCGUUACUC